Gymnodraco acuticeps is the source of this 3309-nucleotide messenger RNA. It is a transcript of the gene vps16, whose product is annotated as vacuolar protein sorting 16 homolog. NCBI's taxonomy places the organism in Eukaryota, Metazoa, Chordata, Actinopteri, Perciformes, Bathydraconidae. The record is from RefSeq and is a predicted model, not a curated record. Gene Ontology annotation, molecular function: actin binding. Gene Ontology annotation, biological process: vacuole fusion, non-autophagic; endosomal transport; intracellular protein transport. Gene Ontology annotation, cellular component: cytoplasm; HOPS complex; lysosomal membrane.
GAAGUGGUUCAGUCUCAGGUGUUGGAGGCCCAGGUGUUCCACUCUCCUUAUGGAACAGGGGUUGCCAUAGUAACGGGUUCCUCUCGAUUCACCUUGGCGACCAACAUCGACGACCUAAAGCUCCGGAGGUUACCUGAGGUCCCAGGUCUCCAGGGGAAGCCUGUCUGCUGGCUGGUUCUGACCCAGGACCGGCAGACUAAAGUCCUGCUGUCCACCGGACCGGAUCUCUACAUCCUGGACAACACGUCCUGCACCGCGGUGAGUCCUCCAGGUCUGGGUCCUCAGUCUGGCAGCAUCGUCCACAUGUCCGUCUCCUUCAGCUACAAAUACCUGGCUCUGUUCACAGAGACCGGACACCUGUGGACAGGCCCCUCCCACCUUCAGGACAAACUGAAUGAAGUGGACACCAAGAACACAAACCCCCCCCAACAGAUGGUCUGGUGUCGCAGGCCAAAGAGUCAGCAGCCGUCUGUGGUUCUGCUGUGGGACAAACUGCUGAUGGUGGUUGGAGUCCGUCAGGACAACAUCCAGUUCCCGAUAGAGGAACCCUGUGUUCUGGUGGGAGAAUUGGACGGGGUCCGGAUCCUCAGCUCCUCUCAGCAGGAACUCCUUCAGGAGGUUCCUCUCGUCUGUCAGGAGAUCUUCAAGAUCGCCUCCAUGGCUCCUGGAGCUCUUUUGCUGGAGGCCCACCGGGAGUACCAGAAGUCCAGUCAGAAGGCUGAUGAGUACCUGAGGGAGAUAAAGGAGCAAAGCAUGCUGGGAGAAGCAGUCCGUCAGUGUGUGGAGGCGGCAGGACACGAGUACGACUCCAUUACCCAGAAGGACCUGCUCAGGGCAGCGUCCUUUGGGAAGUGCUUCCUGACGGACUUUGUUCCCGACCCGUUUGUUCUGACCUGCAGAGAGCUGAGGGUUCUGAACUCAGUGAGAGAGAGCAGCGUGGGUCUGCCUCUCACCCACACUCAAUUCAAACAGAUGACUCUACAGGUGCUGAUCGACAGGUUGGUGUACAGACAAUUUUACCCGUUAGCGAUAGAGAUCUGUCGUUACCUGAAGAUUCCAGAUUACCAGGGAGUCAGCCGAGUCCUCAAGCACUGGGCCUCCUGCAAGGUGCAGCAGAAGGACCUGACGGAUGAGGCGAUUGCCCGGGCGGUAUGUGUGAAGGUGGGAGACUCACCUGGUGUGUCUUACUCUCACAUCGCAGCUAAAGCCUACGAGUGUGGCCGCACGGAGCUGGCCAUCAAGCUCCUGGACUUUGAGGCCCGCUCUGGAGAACAGGUUCCUCUGCUGCUGAAGAUGAAGAGGAGUCAGCUGGCCCUCAGUAAGGCUGUGGAGAGCGGAGACACCGACCUGGUGUACACGGUGGUGACGUACCUGAAGAACGAGAUGAACAGAGGAGAUUUCUUCAUGACCCUGAGGAACCAGCCUGUGGCUCUGAGCCUCUACAGACAGUUCUGUAAGCUGCAGGAACAGGAAACUCUGAAGGACCUGUAUAACCAGGACGACGAUCACCAGGAACUGGCCAACUACCAAGUUACUGCCAGCUACAGAGAGAAGAGGUUGGACAGCCGUCUGUCUCUCCUGCAGAGCGCUGUGGACGAGUACAACAAGGCAAAGAACGAGUUCUCAGCAAAGGCCACAGAGGACGAGAUGCGUCUGCUGAGAUUCCAACGCAAACUAGACGAUGAGAAAGGGGCGGGGCUUCUGGGACUUUCUCUACAGGCCACCAUGGAGGCUCUGCUGGCUCUGGGUCUCCACAAACAGGCGGAGCAGCUCUACAGAGACUUCAGAGUUCCUGACAAGAGGUAUUGGUGGCUGAAGCUGAAGUCUUUGGCGGAGAAAGAGGAGUGGGAGGAGCUAGAGAAGUUCUCCAAGAGCAAGAAGUCUCCUAUUGGCUACUUGGCGUUUGUGGACGUCUGCAUGAAGAGCAACAACAGGUUUGAAGCCAAGAAGUACGUCUCCAAGGUAAUGCCGGAGCAGAGGGUCAGAGCACACCUGGCCGUCAGCGACCUGGAGGGAGCGGCGGACGCUGCCAUCGAGAGAAAGAACGAGUCAGAGAUGGCGUUGGUUCUUUCUCGAAGCUCCACCUCCGACCGGCUGCUCAUUGACCGGCUGAACCGCGCCGCCACCGUCGCCAAAAAGUGAUCCUCCUUCAGACAGACCGUCUGCUGCCAUAAAGUGAUCCUCCAUCAGACAGACAGCAGACCGUCUGCUGCCAUAAAGUGAUCCUCCAUCAGACAGACAGCAGACCGUCUGCUGCCAUAAAGUGAUCCUCCAUCAGACAGACAGCAGACCGUCUGCUGCCAUAAAGUGAUCCUCCAUCAGACAGACAGCAGACCGUCUGCUGCCAUAAAGCGAUCCUCCAUCAGACAGACAGCAGACCGUCUGCUGCCAUAAAGCGAUCCUCCAUCAGACAGACAGCAGACCGUCUGCUGCCAUAAAGUGAUCCUCCAUCAGACAGACAGCAGACCGUCUGCUGCCAUAAAGCGAUCCUCCAUCAGACAGACAGCAGACCGUCUGCUGCCAUAAAGUGAUCCUCCAUCAGACAGACAGCAGACCGUCUGCUGCCAUAAAGCGAUCCUCCAUCAGACAGACAGCAGACCGUCUGCUGCCAUAAAGUGAUCCUCCAUCAGACAGACAGCAGACCAUCUGCUGCCAUAAAGUGAUCCUUCAGACAGACAGCAGACCAUCUGCUGCCAUAAAGUGAUCCUUCAGACAGACAGCAGACCGUCUGCUGCCAUAAAGUGAUCCUCCAUCAGACAGACAGCAGACCGUCUGCUGCCAUAAAGCGAUCCUCCAUCAGACAGCAGACCGUCUGCUGCCAUAAAGCGAUCCUCCAUCAGACAGACAGCAGACCAUCUGCUGCCAUAAAGCGAUCCUCCAUCAGACAGACAGCAGACCGUCGACGUGCUGCCAUAAAGUGAUCCUCCAUCAGACAGCAGACCGUCUGCUGCCAUAAAGUGAUCCUCCAUCAGACAGACAGCAGACCGUCUGCUGCCAUAAAGUGAUCCUCCUUCAGACAGACAGCAGACCGUCUGCUGCCAUAAAGUGAUCCUUCAGACAGAUGGAUGACCCUUCUGACCCUGACCCUAACCCUUCUGACCCUAACCCUUCUGACCCUGACCCUAAAUAGUGAUGGCAGUACUUUGACUUCAGACACAGCGUGAAUAUUAAAGAGAAGAAGAGGAAUUGGUUCUUCUUCUGUGUUUCUGUCCGAGAACCAACCGGAUGUUUUAUUGUGAAAUUUCUUUUUUUACAUUUAUUUGUGAUAUUCUGCCUCAGUGUAAGAAAUAAAUAAAAGUACUAACAUUU